GGCGACGGGGGGGACGAGACCGACUUGGAAGGGCGGCCCCCGGCCUAGCGCGGCGCCCCACCCGCCACCCCCAGGCGCCUCGCCCGCGGAGAAUGUCGGAGCAGCCCGACGCGGACAAGAUGAUCAAGGAGACUUCUAUUUUAGAAGAAUACCACAUUAACUGGACUCAGAAGCUAGGAGCUGGAAUCAGCGGUCCAGUAAGAGUUUGUAUGAAAAAAUCAUCUCAAGAACGGUUUGCGCUGAAAAUCCUUCUCGAUCGCCCCAAAGCUAGGAACGAGGUCCGGCUGCACAUGAUGUGCGUGACACACCCCAAUAUCGUUCAGAUUAUUGAAGUCUACGCAAACAGUGUGCAGUUUCCGCACGAGUCCAGUCCAAGGGCCCGGCUCCUCAUUGUAAUGGAGAUGAUGGAAGGGGGAGAACUCUUUCACAGAAUCAGCCAACAUCGGCACUUUACUGAGAAGCAAGCCAGCCAAGUAACAAAGCAGAUCGCGCUGGCUUUGCAGCACUGUCACUCUUUAAACAUUGCACAUCGAGACCUGAAGCCCGAGAACCUUCUUUUCAAGGAUAACUCUCUGGAUGCCCCAGUGAAGCUGUGCGACUUUGGAUUUGCCAAGGUGGACCAGGGUGACCUGAUGACGCCGCAGUUCACUCCUUAUUACGUCGCACCUCAGGUACUAGAGGCACAGAGGAGGCAUCAGAAGGAGAAAUCCGGUAUCAUCCCUACCUCACCAACCCCCUACACUUACAAUAAGAGCUGUGACCUGUGGUCCCUGGGCGUCAUCAUUUACGUGAUGCUGUGUGGCUACCCGCCUUUUUACUCCAAGCACCACAGCCGGACGAUCCCCAAGGACAUGCGGAAGAAGAUCAUGACGGGGAGCUUUGAGUUCCCGGAGGAGGAGUGGAGCCAGAUCUCUGAAAUGGCAAAAGAUAUUGUGCGCAAGCUGCUGAAGGUGAAGCCAGAAGAAAGACUGACCAUAGAAGGUGUCUUGGAUCACCCUUGGCUGAACUCCACAGAGGCACUCGAUAACAUUUUACCUUCGGCCCAGUUAAUGAUGGACAAGGCAAUGGUUGCCGGCAUUCAGCAGGCCCACGCGGAGCAACUGGCGAACAUGCGAAUCCAGGAUCUCAAAGUCAGCCUGAAGCCCCUCCAUUCUGUCAACAACCCCAUCCUGCGCAAAAGGAAACUACUGGGGACAAAACCAAAGGACAGUGUGUAUAUUCAUGAUCCCGAGAACAGCAGUGAGGAUUCGAACGUGGCUCUGGAAAAGCUGCGGGACGUCAUUGCCCAGUGCAUUCUGCCACAGGCUGGCGAGAAUGAAGACGAGAAGCUGAAUGAAGUGAUGCAGGAAGCCUGGAAAUACAACCGGGAGUGUAAAUUGCUACGAGACACCCUUCAGACCUUUAGCUGGAACGGCCGAGGAUUCACGGACAAAGUGGACCGGCUAAAGCUGGCAGAAGUCGUGAAACAAGUCAUUGAGGAGCAGACGAAUUCCCAAGACUUGCAGUAGCUGGGACUAUUUGUUCGUUCAAGUCAGAAACAAACAAAAAAACACCCCCCUUUUUUUUAACCAUGCGAGAGUUAUCCCUUAAACUGUAAAAAGUAUUUUUAUGUAAAUUAAUAAAUCAUAAUUAUUUCAUUAAAUUUCCACACAGCUUGAAAAACAACAACAAAUGCUGUAUAGAUGUAGAUAACAAGAAUCAUUGGUACUGUAAUAUUUUUUUAAGAACUCCGUUCCUCCAAAAAAUAUAUAUAUAUAUUAUAUAAUUUUUAUGUACCACUUAAUUAAUGACUCAGUUAAACUGGGCAGUUAUUGUGUCCUCUCCAAUAACCAGAUACGGUAGUCCUGCUCCAGCUGCCUGCAUCAAAUGGUUAGCGGCCUAUAUCAAUGAGCUUUAUUCUCUUUCUGUCCUUUGCAUUCAGCUCAGUCAAUUACUUGAAGUAAGCUCUGAGGGAUAUGAACAGCAUGAUUGUCCUUCCUCGCUUUCUUCCAUUGCAACCACUUUGAAUGGCCGGAAUAGCCUGCCUCGGUGGCUUGACCCAAGGACCCUGUUGCAGACAAUACAGAGAUGCGCUCCGAGGUCUUGGUUUCAAGAGGUUUGCCCUGCCCGCCCCCGCUUUCUUCCGGCUUCCCACUGCGAAGCCAGUAAAAGACAGGUGUCUGUCCUCUGAUCGGGAAACGGUGUUGUUGGUUUUUUAAAUUCAGUUUAAAGAUCUGUACAUAUUGCUAGUUUUCUAUCUUAAAACAUUUUGCUUUUUGAGGCUGGGCUGGUGGCGGUUUUUAUAGCAUUGUUUUGGUACAGAGACUUGUGCCGUUUUAGUGUCCGAAGCGCUGGUUCACGGCUGCUCAAAGUUGCCGACUUUUGAAGGAUCCGGUCUUUCGGAACUUGCUCUCAUUUACACUUGAUUUCCUGAGCCAUAUCACCUCAUCCUGCACCAUUGCUAUCGUCGUCUGUCUUCUUGUUCCCUGAAACAUCCCUGUGUGAGCUUCAUCCUCAGCGGUCAGUAGCUGUUUCUCUGGUACCUUCCGUGAGCUAGAAUGCUUAGCCCAGAUGCUCUUUCUUUGCAUCGCUGCCUUUUUCUUGGUCCUUUCCAGCAGUUCUCAAAGAGUAGCAUUAAACUGCCUCAUCCGUGCUUAACUUUCAAAGUUUGUGACCUACACUUUUGGCGUAGCUCUUUGGGGUUGACUAGGAAGUUUGAAAAGCUGCACCAGCAGGACUGGAGGAAGUCACCAGGCCAAUGCAAGGUCCUGGCACAUCAGCUUGGUAGAGGCCAUCAAGUAGGUUGCCGCAUCUGUGCAUAGUUGAUAUAGGACGGCCUAGGUACUGACUCUGUGUGGGACGCUGUUUGGCUUGCCAUGCGUGGAUAGUAAGAGAGCACACCUGAGUCACUUGGAAAUAAGGUAUUCUCUGGACAGGACUGCAAGCUAAACACCCCAGUUGAGAAAACUUAAGCAUUCUAAGUCUUGCCCCUUGCAAGAAGUACUUUAAGCACCGGUGUCCAUGAGCGAUAAGAGGGCUCCUCCACUCAGAAGAACAUUGCUGAAGUAGAAAGAUGGUUUUCAGAAGUCCCAAGCAAAGUGGAUCUCGCCAGCAGUCUGUCAAUAAUUAUCCAAUGGUGCGUGUUCCAUCUCCAGCCCAAGUGGAAGAUUCUGCUUCAAGUGCCCUCUCCUUGAAUGGAGAUAAGCAUCUUUUGAUCCAGUACAUGACCAGGAAUUGGCAUUCCCUGCCUUUCUGCCCCCCUUGUGAAGCUGGCAUCCACAGUCUUGGGGGAGUUUUAAAGAACGGCCACUUGAAACCACAGCUCUUUGAUUCCUCUUCCAGUGAUUCGUUUGUGGCAAACCGCAGCAAUGGGGUUUGCCUUGCCCUUCCAGGAGAAGCGCUGAGGCCGGCUACCUAUGUGUCGGCAGGCAUGCAGAGAGUUAGUGAAAUAAACCCUGUCCCGAGGCUGUGCUUAAGCGACAGUGUCCUUCAUGUCUAAUUAACCGGCUGAGCCAAAGCAAAAACUGCUUUUGCCGCUCGGUUUAUCGAGUUGGCAUCUAGGCAAGUCCUCUUGGCCCGUGGAGGGAAAACAGAUGAGGUGAAGAUUGGUAUGCCAAUGGGAGGUUGAAGGUCAAAUGCAGUGCCUCUUCUAUUACAGAGAAUUGGUCUCCUUUCCCAUUUGCCCCACCCCAAUAUUAAGUUAUGUGUGUCGAUCAAACCUUUUUUACGGGGUCAUUGCCUCCCUAGCUUCUUUGUUUCCUCCGUUAAAUGGCUGAAGACAUUUUUGACUGUUCUGUUUUUUGUGUCUGUUGCAUAUUCCACUGAUGGUACAAGUUGAGUGUCUACAAGAGAAGUCUUGGAACGGAGGAGUCCUCUUCCUCCGGAAAACCUCAGGGGCCCAAACCAUAGCUGUGCGUAUGCAAGCAUGAAUCUUCUGCAUGCCUGGGCUCUGCUGCUCACUUCAGAGAAAGGCCCGCAUAGAUUUGCUAUCAUUGGGGAAGAAAUUCAGGGGAGCCUCUGCAGGGAGGGGCACUCUGCCGAAGCACGGCAUUUAUGUUGGGUAGAAGGCAGAAAUCGACUAGCUGCAUAUGCCAGUUCAGACUUUUCUUGACUAGGGGAUGCUUUUGGAAUGAUUCCUUUGCAAUUAUUAUACCUGUGGGAAAUGCUGACAAAUUCUCUUCAUCAAUUAAUAAUAAUAAUAAACAACUUUGUAAGCUGUCCCAUAACAAAUUGUUCUCUGCGCAGCUCACAACACAGCAUUAAAACAUCCAAGUUAAAACCCAUAUUUAUUAUUAUUUAUCAAAUUUCCACCCCGCCCAAACUUACGUCUUUGAACGAUAUGAAAUUGGAACACCGCCAAAAAAUAUAUAUACAAAAUAUAAACAUACAAAACAAUUAAACUUCUUUAAAGUCAGUUAUUCAUCAAGAGCAGAUAACUUGGGAAGCUCCUAGAUUAAUAGCUUCUGUCAGGUGUGGACUAUCCUGAAAUGCAAUUGUCAUUUCCUGUGCAGUGUUUCUCAUAUUUAUUUUCCCUGUCAAAUCUUUCUGCUAGCGCACCUUUUGGAGAAAACAGCCCAGUCCGUGAAUGGCCAUUUCCAUGAAGUUGACUUAGUCUGGAAUACAGCUGGUGGUUUGUUUAGAAAGAAACACAAGAACUGGUCCAGGAAAGGGAAACUUUAUUGAGAUGAUGGAUGGCAGUGUGGAUGUAUGUUCUUCACAUUCAGCAUCUAUGUUCUUUGGCAUUUUGAUCAUCCUACAUCCAAGGUUUGGGUCUCCAGUCUACUUUAAUAGGUUUCUCCCACUUCCUGUGUGUCCUGCUGUACCACAAUUUUUUUUGAAUCAGUAUUAUAGUGUAAAUAUACAUUGAUGUACAUAAAUAAUUUUACUAAAACUUAA
Hemicordylus capensis (graceful crag lizard) is the source of this 4875-nucleotide messenger RNA. RefSeq names its product MAPK activated protein kinase 5 (gene MAPKAPK5). Lineage: Eukaryota; Metazoa; Chordata; Lepidosauria; Squamata; Cordylidae. Gene Ontology annotation, biological process: protein autophosphorylation; Ras protein signal transduction; peptidyl-serine phosphorylation. The transcript has 14 exons. The coding region runs from base 93 to 1508 and encodes 471 amino acids. Gene Ontology annotation, molecular function: calcium-dependent protein serine/threonine kinase activity; mitogen-activated protein kinase binding; ATP binding. The record is from RefSeq and is a predicted model, not a curated record. Gene Ontology annotation, cellular component: nucleus; cytoplasm.